Molecule: messenger RNA, 870 nt
Organism: Spinacia oleracea (spinach)
Lineage: Eukaryota; Viridiplantae; Streptophyta; Magnoliopsida; Caryophyllales; Amaranthaceae
Exons: 3
Coding region: 1-870 (289 amino acids)
Source: RefSeq, a predicted model, not a curated record
AUGGGUUUUGUCAUUGCAAAAAAUGACACCUCUUUGUUUACUUUUAAGCAUGGUGAAGAUAUGACUUACCUAUUACUUUGUGUUGAUGAUAUUAUUUUGUGCACCUCAUCUGAUGCUUUGUGUGGCCGAUUGAUAUUCCAUUUGAAAACAAAGUUCUCGAUGUCUGAUUUGGGGCCUCUGAAUUACUUUUUGCGAAAUUUUUUAUCCCGUAAUCCUACUUAUAUGAUUCUCUGUCAGCAAAAGUAUGAACAUAAAAUUUUGGAAUGUGCAGACAUGAAGACUUGUAAGCCUAAUGCCACUCCUGUUAACACCAAUGCAAAGCUUAGUGCAGAUGUCGGUCCUCCUGUGGCGGACCCAACUCAGUACCCCAGACUGGCAGGUGCUCUACAUUACCUUACUUUUACUCGCCCUGACAUUGUCUAUUCGGUACAACAAGUGUAUCUUUUUAUGCAUGAUCCACGGGAGCCUCAUUUGUAUGCAUUAAAGCGUAUCCUGCGUUAUAUUCAAGACACCAUUGAUCUCAGACUACACUUAUAUCCUAUUUCUACUUUGCGCUUGAUUACUUAUACUGAUGCAGAUUGGGGUGACAAUCUUAUUUCGUGGUCUACUAAGCGUCAUCCUACUCUUUCUAGGUCAAGUGCAGAGGCAUAUUGCAACCCCGUCCAACAACAGCACACCAAACAUAUGAAGAUGGACAUCCAUUUUGUUCGCGAGAAAGUGACGAUGGAUCAGGUACGGGUGUUGCAUGUUCUUUCGCGAUAUCAGUUUGCAGACAUUUUCACAAAGAGUCUUCCUCAACAAUUGUUUUUGGAUUUCAAAUCCAGUCUUAGCGUACGACCUCCUUCCACUACGACUGCGGGUGUGCGAUAG